Molecule: messenger RNA, 653 nt
Organism: Scheffersomyces amazonensis
Lineage: Eukaryota; Fungi; Ascomycota; Pichiomycetes; Serinales; Debaryomycetaceae
Exons: 1
Coding region: 93-599 (168 amino acids)
Cellular component (GO): mitochondrion; mitochondrial intermembrane space
Source: RefSeq, a predicted model, not a curated record
UAGUGAGGGCGCAAUUUUUAUUCUAGUCUUACCAUCUUUUAGUGUAAUAGACAUAUCUAGUCAAAGUGAAUUGGCUACUACAUCAAAAAGAAAUGGCAACGCUGGGUUCCGUUGCACCUGUGGAAUUACUAACUGCUGACAAUUGUAAUUCUUCAACUCGAAUUAGAGCCUUUUUACGACUUUCAAGAAUCGCCACCGAUGAUACAAUUAGGCAACAUUUAAAUUCUAUAAAGACAAAUAAAGAAUGUGAUGAAUAUUUUCAUGCUAAAAUAGUUCCUCAAUGGAAAGCUCGUAGUGAGGUGAUAACUUUCUGUGAUAAUUAUAUCACUGAUUUACGAAAUCAAACAGUAUCAGAGAUUCAACAACGGGGUCAUCCAGACGAAAUUAAGGAAUCAGAUUUUAAUUUACGACUUGAUCCUUACGCGUUAAAGUCAUAUAAGCAAAAGAUUGAGGAUCAAUUUGCUCAGUGCGACAGAAUCGAAGCGUGGGUAAGAAAUGAGCAAUCAGUAGAAACUAUUAUUCGUGAGCAAACUGAUCAAGUAUUAAAAAAUAAAUGUUACUAUAAGGAUUGGUUAGUUGAAUUUAAGAAGUGUAUAUAAAUGCAUUGUAUAUUGAUCAAGUCUUCUUUCUCACUUUAACUUCUACUUAAAUAU